UUCUGUCAGCACCACAUGCUGUUCUCCCACCUUAUCUCCACCGUUCAACCUCCACAGGGUCACGUGGCUGUCGGCGACACUUUACAAAACAUGAGUGUGAAAUCUCAGCCUCAAAAACACAGCCUGAAAACAUUGGCGGCUGCCGUCCUUGGGGUGACGGCGUUGGCGGUGUUGGGGGUGUUCGUGUACUACCAGAACAGGCAACUGUCUCUCCUGGAAGCCCGGAUUACCAGCGUGGAAGGGAGAACAGAGCGUGAGAAGUCCAGACUGAGGAGGAAUCUGGAUGACCUCGACGCUGACGUUGAGAGGCUGGUGAAGCGACACAUUGACCAGCACCUGGAUACUCGGCAGGUGCCUAGUCAGGAUGCAGUCGAGGUACUGGUCAAGCAGCUAUUGGCGUCGGAGACGCAACUGUUACAGUCCUACUGCGACAACUCCACUAUCGUGUGUCAUCCCGGCGUCAAGGGCGAGAGAGGUGAUUCAGGGGACAAGGGUGCGGUGGGCCAGGUCGGUCUUCAAGGGCUGCAGGGGCUGAAGGGAAACCCAGGCGCCCCCGGGUACAACGGACCUCCUGGACCCAAGGGGGAGAUUGGCAAUCCAGGUGCCACAGGUGCAAAGGGCGAGCCGGGCACCGCCGGUCAAACUGGCCUCGCUGGACCUAAGGGAGACAAGGGUGACAGAGGUGACAUAGGCCCCCUAGGGCCGUCUGGGCCUCCAGGUCCCAAGGGGGAUAUCGGAGGUUAUGGGAGUGGCAACGCCCCUCUCCCACAGGACUGCUGCCUCCGCCUUUCUGCACCUAAAGAGAUUGGAUCCCAUUCAGUGACUAUCCACGCAACAGUGGGCGACAAUGUACUUCUCGGUUGUAAAGAAUCGGGCUAUCCACCCCCAACAAUACAAUGGAUCCCCUCCCUAUCACUGCUGGGAACCACACGUUAUGUACAGUCAAAGGACGGGCUCACCCUGAUGGGGGCGCAGCUCUCAGACAACGGAAAGCUCUUCACCUGCAAAGUGACCAACAUGUUUGGUAGUUCUGACACACUUUACAUGCUGGAUAUUUCAGAGCCUAUCAACGUGUCUGUUACGCCUACGGCCUUGAACUUCACUGAAGGCAGCCCAGGGGACAUAACUCUGACUUGUUCGUUCAGUGGCUACCCACUACCAACAGUGCAGUGGAUACACGAGAAGAAAAAUGGUCAAACGGUGCUGGUCAACGCAAACAUUGACAACAGCAAACAGGGCGUCAGCAUCCUCACAGUUCCCUCUCCCACGACCUCUGAUGGCGGGAACUACGUCUGUAGGGCGACCACGUCCAAGGGGGUGAGGACAGAGGCUUCUGCUAGUCUUACAAUUUUCGUAUGUGACACUCCUGUCCAUGUCGACCUCCACCUGUUGGGGGCGUGGUUGUCAGCAGUAUUCCUGUCCAUGUCGACUGUUGGGGGCGUGGUUGUUGUGUCUGUAAUGUGUCCCUCGAAUCGAGAACGCCCCGAGGACAAAACCAUUACCACUGGCACCACCGUGACACUGCACUGUGAUGUCGACAGCGACCCCCCUGCCACCGUCACGUGGAUUUACCCUCACAAUGACCCCCACCCCAGGUUCAACGUCGUACGCAACCCCGACAGCUCCAUCACCAUCACCAGUGCUGACAACGAGAACGAAGGCGUGUACACCUGCAUAGCUCGCAACGACUACGGCGUCGCCCAAACCAAAGCGAGGCUGCAGAUCGUUAGCAAUGUCACAGUGACGCUGACCCCUAAGAGUACCUCGCUGACGACCACGCCCGUUGUAGCCCUUGACUGCAAGAGCACAGGAGACCCUGCCCCAAGUACCACGUGGUCCAAACUGGACGCGUCGAUCGACAAGACUGACCCACGUUACAUCAACGUUGGAGGGAACUUGGUGAUAACGGGGGUGACCCCGGCUACACAGGAUAAGGACGCCGGCGUGUACAUAUGCAUGGGGAAGAACAACAUUUCCACAACAUCCGAGAAGGCAAUAGUGUACAAAGAGGUUCCGGCCGUGGACUGUACGUCUACUUUCCAGAUAUGUACGGGGCCUAUCGGCGUUGCUUGUGGUGCCACGUGUCCGGCCGGCUGUGCGUCUAAACCUGGAACUCUGUUUGGAUUUAGAGAUUAUACAGCAAACUCCCAACUGUGUUUGGCUGCUAUCCAAUCAGGAGCUGUGACCGACGCCGGCGGGCUGGUCACGUGGUCUAUGAGGGACGGGUCGUACCUGAGUUUCCAGGGAGUAACACAGAACGGCAUCACAAGCACCGCAACUGGUCCGAUUCAUGCGGCAGCGUCAGUAUUUAUUUGAAAUAAAUGUCAUUCGUGAACUCCAUUAAAACAAUUUGUCGAUAA
This is a messenger RNA of Haliotis rubra (blacklip abalone), 2360 nucleotides long. RefSeq names its product hemicentin-1-like. Gene Ontology annotation, biological process: cell-cell adhesion. Lineage: Eukaryota; Metazoa; Mollusca; Gastropoda; Lepetellida; Haliotidae. Gene Ontology annotation, cellular component: cell-cell junction. The coding region runs from base 16 to 2316 and encodes 766 amino acids. The transcript has 17 exons. Gene Ontology annotation, molecular function: cell adhesion molecule binding. The record is from RefSeq and is a predicted model, not a curated record.